CUUAUAGUUACGCAUCCCGAACCCGAUGUCUUUGAUACAACGUGUGAUGCAAGAAAUGCAAAAGGUUAAAUAUGGGCAAGUUGUAUGAUUUAUUAAUAGAACCUUUUGUAAAUUAUUAUGAAAAGAAAACAGGAACUAAAAUAGAAAAACCAAUCAAGCAAAAUUCAUUGCCAAUACAGCAAGAGGCAGACUCAAAGAAUGAGGAACAUUCUAAAGCCAAAGAGGCCAAGCCGGAGGAUGACUGUUAUGCGUGUAAAGCUAUUGUCAUAGCUACAUUGACUAUGUAUGGAACAGCCAUCCUUACUAUUCCUACUACUGAUAAAUACAAACAGAGCAUGAGAAAGUACCUGAAAAAUAAAAACACUGUACUGGCUAUAUUUACAGCGCAUUCCUUUUUUGGGUGUGGAUGUUUUGUUGCUGCAUUUUACCAAAUAUACAAACUGAAAGAAAUGCUGGAUCGACGGAAAGAUAAUGCCGUGAAAGAAUCCUGAUAUAUUUUGACGUCUGUAGAUGAUUUAAUAAGUUAAUAAAAUUGA
Messenger RNA from Saccostrea cuccullata (small rock oyster), 536 nucleotides. RefSeq lists its product as uncharacterized. The record is from RefSeq and is a predicted model, not a curated record. The coding region runs from base 72 to 491 and encodes 139 amino acids. The transcript is spliced from 3 exons. NCBI's taxonomy places the organism in Eukaryota, Metazoa, Mollusca, Bivalvia, Ostreida, Ostreidae.